CAUCAGCCUCUUCAGAUUCACUUUCUCCACCAGCCAUUCUUUUCUUCUUUUUGAUCCUUUUCUGUUCUUCUUUCUCUCACAGACACAUUCAUUACGGAGCAAUUGAUUUUGUGAUCAUUCAUGGCUUCCUUUUGCUCAUUCUGGGCUAUACUAUUAUCAUUCGCCUUAAUGGCGGCACACCCUUGUCCAUCAUUAGCUCAAGCAUCUCCAUUAAGUACUCAUGUUUCUACGAUAUCAGCAUCACCAGCAAGCUCUGAAGAAGCUCCUAUGUUAUCCCCAGAUAUUGAGCCUCUGUUUCCAACUCCAAGGGGAGUUGCUUCUUCUCCUUCACAGUCCUCUUUGCCCACAAUCCCUUCAAGUCCUAGCCCUCCCAAUCCUCAAGUGUUGGACACUCCUGGCUCUGUACUGGCUUUUCCGCCAUUGGCCUCCAUGCCUGCUGCUUCCCAUGCUUCAUCUCGCUCUCUGAUUUCUGUUUCAUAUCUGGCUUCACUGGUAAUUUUCUUGAUGCAAUUUCGUUUUGUGUAACUGGAUGCGGAUGUUGCUUAUACUUCAGUGCUGCUUUCGUUUGUUCUUUUAUGUUCUUUGGGCAUUUCAUGUUAGGUAUAAGGCAUUGUUAACUCCUGGUAAAGUUAAUGUCCAUGAGGUUAGAGAA
Messenger RNA from Neltuma alba, 652 nucleotides. RefSeq names its product classical arabinogalactan protein 26-like. The transcript has a single exon. The record is from RefSeq and is a predicted model, not a curated record. The coding region runs from base 121 to 525 and encodes 134 amino acids. Lineage: Eukaryota; Viridiplantae; Streptophyta; Magnoliopsida; Fabales; Fabaceae.